Molecule: messenger RNA, 969 nt
Organism: Telopea speciosissima
Lineage: Eukaryota; Viridiplantae; Streptophyta; Magnoliopsida; Proteales; Proteaceae
Product: probable aquaporin TIP3-1
Exons: 3
Coding region: 1-969 (322 amino acids)
Biological process (GO): transmembrane transport
Cellular component (GO): membrane
Molecular function (GO): channel activity
Source: RefSeq, a predicted model, not a curated record
AUGGACGCAAAUGCAGUAGCUAUGAAUAACGAAGACAGUCUCCGUCUUCCCCACUCCGUUGGUCACAGUAGCAGAAUCCAUUCUCUUGGUAACAGUAAGAGAAUCCAACCUAUCACUAAUGCACUGAGCUUAGAAGUCAUUAACAGUGGAGAUGAAGAGAAGAAGCUGAAAGAGCCUGCUACUUUGAGUAAAUGGUUGCGAUUGGAAGAGUUCAGUAGCUUGGAGACAUGGCGAGCAACCUUUGCAGAAUUUCUAGGCAUGGCCACGGCAUGUUUUGCAAUGGAUGUGAUGGUCGUCGGCACCUUAGAGACGGACCCACAAACUGGAAUCCUCUUAAUGUCUAUCCUUGCCGCCAUCAUCAUCUCAAUUAUGCUUAUCGCCACUUUCCCAGUCUCUGGUGGUCACCUUAACCCAGCCAUCUCCUUCUGCGCCGCACUGAUGGGCCUCGUCUCGGUGUCUCGCGCUUUCAUGUACAUUGUAGCCCAAAGCCUCGGUGCCGUGAUUGGCACGUUAGCAUUCAAGGCCGUGGUCAGCAACCAAAUCGGUACUACUUAUUCGUUUGGUGGUUGCAACCUCGGCGUCAUCGUCCAGGGCCCCAACGGACCCUACACUAUGGGCAUUGGAACUGGCCAAGGGCUUUGGCUUGAGAUCUUAUCCAUGUUCAUGGUUCUUUAUUCCGCUGGAAGUAUUGGGUUCGUUCGUAACCCAGCCCUGUCAAAGGGCCCAGUUUUCAAUUAUUCAAUUAUCGGAAUCAUGGUAGGGAUGGCGAUAUAUGUGACAGGGACGGUGACACAGGUGAAAGGGUACCCUGGUGCAGGGUUGAACCCUGCACGGUGUAUUGGACCAGCGAUUGUUAUGGGUGGACACCUUUGGGACAGGCAUUGGGUUUUCUGGGUGGGCCCAGGUAUAGCGUCCGUGGCGUUUUAUCUUUACACGAAGAUUGUACCAAGUCAGCAUUUCUACGCGUAA